This is a messenger RNA of Thamnophis sirtalis, 2205 nucleotides long. The record is from RefSeq and is a predicted model, not a curated record. Lineage: Eukaryota; Metazoa; Chordata; Lepidosauria; Squamata; Natricidae.
AUGUAUCCAGUGUGGGAAAAUGUCCGAAAAGCAUUGCAGGUUGCAGCAGACAUGUAUAAGAGACAUGCCAACAAGAAAUGCAGUCCACAACCAACGUUUCAGGUCAGGGAUAAGGUAUUUUUAUCUACCAAGUAUAUACACCUUAAAGUGCCCUGCCAUAAGCUGGGUCCCAAGUUCAUGGGUCCAUUUCCAAUCAUCAGAGUAAUUAAUCUGGUCACGGUAGAAUUAAAGCUGCCUCCCAUGUUGGGGAAAACCCACCUGGUAUUUCACAGCAGUUUACUCAAACCGGUGAUCACCACUGGGUUACAUAAUCUUCCAACACCAUCGUCUCCGGUGCAGGUUGAUGGUGAAUGGCAGUAUGAAAUUGAACAGAUAGUAGAUUCCCGUCGUCAUCAUGGCACUUUACAGUAUUUAGUAGUUUGGAAGAGAUAUCCUUGUACAGAUGCAUCAUGGGUGAUGUCAACUGAGGUGCGCGCACCACGCCUGAUCGCCCAGUUCCAUCAUCGAUACCCUGAUAAACCUAUAGAGGAUACUGCUAAUAGCGCUUUUGGUCUUCCAGAAUCAUCUCCACUGGUGGUGUACGGACAUGAUUUUGUGCCUAUCCCUGAAAUACCCCGCGAAAAACCGCAAGUGCUGUCCCUUUCUGAGUGGAGUGACCGCCUCCGGGAGAUGUGGCCUUUGGCUUAUGGGGCACUGGAUGCUGCACACCAAGCACACAAGAAACAAGGAGAUAAAAAGAGGGUGAAGCCAAAAGAGUAUACAGUUGGUGAUCGUGUAUAUUUAUCCACCAAGUUUUUUCAGACCUCUCAAAAGUCUAAGAAAUUGGGCCCCAAGUAUGUUGGACCGUUCCCAAUUAUCAAGGUCAUCAACCCUGUGUCCGUACAUCUGGAACUGCCUAAAUAUCUCAACCGUGUCUACCCAGUGUUUCAUGUUAAUCUCCUAAAGCCAGAACGCACUUCUCUGUUGCGGGCUUCUUUGGUGGCUCCACCUGCCCCACUCCUGAUUGAGAGUGAGCAGCAUUUUGAGAUUAAAGAAAUUUUGGACUCUAGGAAACAUAGGAACCGUAUUCAAUAUCUUGUGGCAUGGAAGCAUUUCCCUACCUCUCGUGCUCCAAUGUACGGGCUCCUCUGCUUCUUCACAAUUUCAUCUAAAUAUGUUUGUCUCACAGCUAAGGUGCAGCAGGAGAUUGAUGAGGUGGUGGGUACAAAUCGCACUCCAAGCAUGGAAGACCGGUUGAAGAUGCCUUUCACCAAUGCUGUGGUCCACGAGGUUCAACGUUAUGAGAUUGGGAGUGCUGAGAGCUUUCCACGGGCAACAACCUGUGAUGUAAAAUUCCAUGGCUACAACAUUCCCAAGUGCAUCACUGUUGCCCCUAUCCUUCCUUCGCUACAUUAUGAUCCUCUCCAUUGGGAGACUCCAGAGAAGUUCAACCCAGAUCAUUUUUUGGAUGAAAAGGGCCAAUUCAGGAAAAUAGAUGCUUUCAUGCCAUUCUCAGCAGGGAAGAGGGCCUGUCCAGGAGAAGCCCUGGCUAGGAUGGAGCUCUUCCUGUUCUUCAGCACAUUGCUCCAGAGGUUAACCUUUUAUCUGGAUGGGGACACCAAAGACACAGAUGUAAUGUCUCUGUUUAUGGCCUUCAAUAAUAAGACUCAAUGCCCCCUUAUACAAGCUGUUAAACGUUCAGUGAACAAUUGUGUUGAAUAAUUAGGACAAUGAAAGAAGCCAAGAUCCAUCCACCCAUCCAUCCUUCCUUCCUUCUCUUUCUUUCUUUUUCUUUCUUUCUUUCUCUUUUCUGUUAUUAUUUCUUUUCUCCUCCCUUCCAUUUUUAUCUUCUCCCUCCCCGUCUUUCCUGUAUUGGCUGACCUAUAUUAAUAAAUAUUCAAAUAAAGCAUGUGGGAUAGCUUUUACUUUGAAAGGCAAUGUUAAAACUGAUGUGGUAUACAUAUAUAAUGAUUGUGAAGGACAUUUUAUUUUUUAAGGCAAAUAAUUAUUUUUAUCUCUGCUCUAAUAAUAUUUUAUGGGAAAAUUAAGAAUAUUUUGAAAUAUUUCAUACAAGUUUCUCUAAGCUAUAUUCUGCAAAUUCUGCAAUAUGUAAUUCAUACUAAAGAUUUCAACUUCAUUCAAGAUUCUCAAUUGGAAGUCUCAUGAGGAUAUGAUGUUGUGGAAUAACCUACAUUUGAAACUGGAUGCUGAACUGCUGUUGACUUA